This is a messenger RNA of Adineta steineri, 2112 nucleotides long. NCBI's taxonomy places the organism in Eukaryota, Metazoa, Rotifera, Eurotatoria, Adinetida, Adinetidae. The record is from the annotation of a GenBank genome assembly.
AUGACUGACGAACGAAGUGUUCCAUUUCCACCCGUUCCAACAAUGAUUAAUGAUAAGGAUGAAAUGAAUAAAGAUUCUAAUCAAGAACAAGAAACUAAAUUAGCAACAGUUAAAAUGUUACUUGAAUCAAAUGGUCAAACAGUAACAGUUGCUUUUCCACUUCAUGCACCAGUCAUUGAAUUACUUACACAUUUUGCGAAAGAAUUACGUAUGUCAGCAAAUGUAUUACAAAUUAUUUUUAAAGAAAAAGUUCUUGAUACUCAUUUAACUCUUUCACAAGUUGAUGUCGAACCAAAUACUACUGUCAGCAUGGAAUUACAUUCAAAAGAUCCAGUAAAUCAACCAUUACCACCAUAUAGACCACGUCAAGAUAUUUCUAUGCCUGAUGUUAUUACUGUUCGAAUUAAUGAAGAUGUAGAUGCAAGUCGUGAUAUUGUUGUUGAAAUUGAACGAAAUAAUAUUCGAAAACCAUAUUUGGGUGGUAUGCGUGAUCGUAUGACUGGAAAAGAGUAUCAUAAUGCAAGUGCUCAAACAAUACCACCACAAAGACCUGAUAAAGGUACAAUACGUUAUUGCCGUGAUACUCAAACAAUUCAAUCAAAACAUCGUGUUAUUCAAACAACAAAUGAACAAUCAACACAAAUGAGUAAACCUGGAUAUUUCGUUUCAACGGAUAAUGAUCGUUUAAUUACACCACAUCCGUAUCAAACAGCUGAUGAAAAAUUUGAAAUUAUAACAAAAAAAGCAAUUAUAAUACAAACAUAUUUUCGUCGUUGGUUAGCUAAACGUGAUGUGAAUACAUUAAGAGUAGCAUUUGAAAAACGAAUGCAAUAUGAAUUAGAACAAAAACAAAAACAAGCUGAUGAACGACAAAAACGUUAUCAACAUGAUCUUGAACGACGUUUACAUCCAAGAACAAAAGAUGAUUUUGAUGUACUUUAUGCUGCACUUGAAAAAUGGCGUGAAGAAGAAAUAGCAAAAAUAAAUGCAACAAAACAAGGAGCAGCACGAAAAGCAGCAUUAGCAUUAUUAGUUGAUGAAGAGACGGAAUUAUUAGCAACAAUUGAUCGAUAUAAAACAGAAGCUCAAAAAUAUAAUAAAGAAGCGAAUAUACAACGUUUUCUUGAACGUGUUGCUCAACCGAAAAAAUGGAAACGUAAAGAUGGUACAACAACAGAAAUGGAAACACCGUAUUCAAUUCGUGCUCGUGAAUUAAUGCAAAUUUACAAUACAAUUACAAUGAAAUUUUUAACACUUGAUGAACGACUUGAUAUUCUUCUUACAUUAAAACAUACUGUUAAAGAACAUGAAUGUCGUCUUACAGAAGAAAUUAUUCAAUUAAUUGAUCGUGAAGCUGAUCUUCUUAUGCGUGGAACAAAAGAAGAAAGUUUAACUGGUCUUCGUGAACGUAUUUCAACAUUAUUUCUUCAAUACAUUAAAACACCAACAUUUAAUCCUGGUGUUGUUCGACAUCUUAAAGUACCACAAGAUCCAGUUUCAGCUACAGAACAGAAGACACUUUAUUGUCGUAGUUGUCAACAAUACUAUCCAUCAACAGAAUUUUCUGUUAGUAGUACCAAUGCUAAAAUUGGUAAAUGUCGACAAUGUCUUCGAUUAGAAAAUAUUGCUAAUAAACGAGCAGAUCAUACGAAAUUUAAAUUUUUACUUAAAAAGAUUGAAAAAGAAGAAUGUGGUUAUAAUGAUGGAGCUAGUUGUGUAUUCUUACUAACGGUCAGUGAUAUGGAGUAUAUGUUUAAAAAUAUAUGGGAUAGUCAUUCAGUUUUAAGUGAAGAAUCUGAUAUAUAUAAUUUAACAUUUGUUCGAUGGAAUCGUAAUGAAGAAUUUUCUCCAUGGAAUUGUAUUUUAUUAACAUUAGAAGAAGCAACUGUUCAUUUAAGAAUUGAAGAUGUUGAAACAAGUUAUAGUGAAUCAUUCUGUAAAAAAAUACGUUAUAAACAUGCGAUAUCACGUAAUCAUUUUACUAAACUUGUUGAACAUGUUAAAAACAAUCAACAACAACAAGGAAAUGGACCAAAAGAUAUGACAGUAACAGCGAUUAAAGUCGGACGACAACGUGGUACACCAUCAGCUAUGGCAAAUGCAUCAGCAUAG